AUUUCACACGAUGAACUAAAGCCUCUUCCCACUUCUACCAGCGAUUAUUAUAGUUCCUUAAUCCUAUCCUUUUUUCCUCUCUUAAUCGCGAAAGCGCGUCGCAGCACCCGACUUUGUCGACCUGUUUUUGUCUUUUUUUUUUUUUAACUCGCUUUGUUCGAUCUGCAAAUUUUACUCCAACCUAACCUUCCCCGCGUGCCCCUUUCAUCGCCGCGUCUUCGCCCAACUUUCUCACCUCGCCACAAACACCCACCUACAAAUAACCCCUUCACCCCCUUCUACUCUCACACCAACAGUCUCCAUCGAUCACCUAACUCAGUGCCAAUAACCAACUUACCUACUAACCACACAGUUUCCCUUGGAGUAUUCAGGCCCUAGCCGAGACGCCACACACAACCUGGCUGACCGCAUCGCGGGUUUGCUCCGUCAAACAAGCCUUGAACGGUCCUUUGCUUGGCUAGCUGGUUUAAACCAACCUGAUUCAUGAGCUUAGUAGUUCGAGGCGGCAUUUCUAUUUCGAUUUUUGACCGUCGGACCGCUCCACUUACUCCAUUUUCCGACCUUUCUGACAACCCAGACACUCCUGGGACAACUUACUCCUUCCAGGACCCCCCGCAACACAAAUCCGCCAAUAUGCAGGCGGACCCAGCACAUCACCCACUACCGGGUCUAUUAGACCACCAUGUUCUUCCUGCUACUGACGACGAAAUGAUGGACUCGGACACCGAUAUCAGAAAGGAUUCCGACUUUGACAUUGAGAUCGAUGCCGACGAAGUUUACUCUAACGCAGGCGGUGCCGAUCUUGAUGCCAACUACCGUAUGGAGGAAGAUAAUGCUGAUAAUAGCCAUCAACUUUACGAUAAUGAUGAUAUCAUGUUGGAUGGAGAGGAUGACAUCAUCUUUGAGAAACAACAGGUAGAUGAAGCCGGUCCCGUUCCAGACGGGAUUCCUACAAUUCCUGGGGCUUCGCCAAAAACACUUCCAGAGGAACAAUCAACUGUUCCCGAAGAACCCAGCAUCACACCCAACAUUCCCCCAGCCAUUUCAGAACAAGCUGAUCAGCCUUUUCUUCCACUAGAAGACCCCAGUGCUGGUGAAGCUGCCCAUCUCACAGAUUCCCAGCAAACAGUAUCACCCGCGGGAGAGUCUCGCGGUACUCUCGCCUUGCUUGAAAAUACCGAAAAGACUGUUGCACAUGAAGCUGUUACCCAAGACGGCGACUUGCAACACAAGGACAAUGUUUGGAGCGAGAAUACGUCUGUAACCCUUGCGAACGAAGUAGUGUCCUUGGAGGAGCGGCAGGCGAAUGAAGCAACCGAGCAGCCCCAUCAAUCCGUUACCACUGGUAAUGAAGUUGAGGAACAAGGUGCUGUCAACCUUGCGAAUGAGCCUCCUGGUUUCGACCCACACCCAGUUGUAGUCCAGUAUGAACAAAGUCACGUCUCGCUAUUCCCCCCUCCUGAUGAUGUUGAUCUGCCGUUUUUUAUCAAAGAUGUCGGUGUUUGUCUGAGGGGGAUGAAUGAGUUGUUUUCAGAGCUUCGUAAUGUUUUGGAUGGAUCUGUUAGCCCAGGAGAUGAGUUGGUAAUUAAGAUUGUGGAUUAUGGUGUUGAAAUUAGCGAGGUGAGUUUUUUCCUUCACUUAUCUUCAUAUGAAUUUUCGCUCCAGCACAUCCUCGAUCUUCAUGUCCGACUCAGUCUCCAGGACAACAUAGAAAAUCCAGAAGCACUUCGUUUGGUUUUGUUUUCGCGCCCUAGCGUGUCUGACCGUAUCAAUAUGUUGCUUAGCUCCGCAAACGAAGGCCUUGGUUACAACAAGGCUAUCGAGUAUGCAAGACGCAAGUCGGGAGACAACGACGCGAACUCCGAGCAGAGAUUCGUCGAAACAAGUGAAGGUGGAAAUCUUCAAGAACCUGAGGUCGAAGAUUAUAAUAAUAAUGAUGACUCAUCUGUGGCAUUCGCACAUGCUACCGAUAAGCCCACUGAAGUAGAACCUAACCUAACAGAGGAUCAAGGCAGCAUCUUAGAACAGAAGGAAGAAUUUGAAGAGGAUGAUGGUGACGACGACGACGAUGACGACGAUUUCGAUCUUGAAUAUGGAAACGAUGAUAUUGCUAACGGUGUGGAGGGUGAGGGCAAUGAGGGUGGUGACGAUCAGAAGGAUGAAGCCCCCCUCCAUCCUACUGAGGCUGUAUCUAAAGAUUCACCUGCUUCUAUUAAUGAAUCGCCUAAUUAUGGCUCAGAAACUCCGAGGGCCCAAGAAAACGCAGUGCUCGAACUCGAGACCGUCUCCGAUAGUGCUUCGCCGAGGGAUACUCAAACUCCUGACGAGGUUGAGGAGAGCGUUUCCACAGUUCAGGGUGAUGAGGCUCAUUCUACUGAAGAAGAGGAGGAGUUGAUUGAGUAUGAGGAUUAUGAGACAUUCGGGGAGUCUGAAUCUCAUCACAGCCCACACACUGUUAAUUCGGAAUCUGGGGAGCAAAACCUGGGUAAAAACGAGCCACCACCUCAUGAAGAUCCAGAGCAGCAGCAAGAUGCAGCUGGGCCAUCUGAUACCCCUGAACUCUACGAACAGGAAUCUGCCGUUAAUUUUAUCGAUCCAGGUGAAAAUGCUGCUGAUCGCAAUCAUAACGAGAGUCAUAGCCCUAGUGACGGCGAUGUGAACGUAAAUAAUGAAACAUCAUCAAUUCCCGUCUUCGGAGGUGAUGGUGAAGGCGAAGAGGAUUAUGUCGGAGAGCAGCAAGAGGAGUAUGGUGAAUAUGAGUACGACGGUCAGCAAGGUUUCGAGGCUGGGCAAGAUGCAAGCCGAGAUUAUAUCCCAGAUGACGAGCAGUAUGACAUUCAAGACCCUUUGGAGAAUAAUCAUGAAUCCAACAUGCAGAGGCAUAGCCGCCCGGAGCAAAAUGACCAACCGACCGAUGAUGAGCAAAACCAAUACCUUGAUGAGACAGUUGAAUACGAGGAUGGCUACGAACAUUACGAUGCCGAAUACGACGGCGCUGUUAAUGGACAAGAGGCUUUGUCUGGUGAAACGGAGUACCAUGUUGGCUACCAAAUCUAUGACCUCAACCAGGCCCACCUCCGGACCGACUAUGGUGAUGACACAGUUACUGGUGAUGCGAAUGAAUCUGGAGUGGCAAUAAACGCCGAAAAUGACGAGGCUGUCGAUAGCCUACAUUCACCGGAACCCGCUCCUGAAGUGGAGUCCUUACUUGGGUACGACAGUGAUGAUGCAGAGCACAACAUAUUUUUAGAGGCAAAACCAAGCACUGAACAGAAGAGAAUGUACGACGAGUUAGAACAAGACGAAGAUGACGACGAGAUCUUAGCCAAACGCCAACGAUCAGAUUAAGGUCUAAGUCAUCUUUUGCAGUCUUUGCAUUUUACCAACGCAAAUAUCUUCACUUUUUGUUCUCUUGUUUUGCAUUCUGAAACUGCCAUCGCGACUGCCAUCUCGGCUUCCCUGGCAGUUCUUUUAUCGAUAAAAGCGGAUCGCGGGUGUUUGGGUGUCUUUCUGUUCGGCGUUGUUGUUUUUUUCCUUUCAUAGUUUCGUUUUCACUUUCUACAACAUCCCGAUGUUUUCUGGGGAUAUCUUUGAGAUACUGCAUUCUGUUUCUUGAAGUACUGUUGUUCAUACAACAGACCCGAGGGUUCUAAGACGCCUUUACUAUAAGGCUUCGUUGUGUUCCGGAAGGUUUCUCCGCCGCGGCCAUAGCCUUCGGCUAUUGACUGGCUAUCGAUGCUGGAUGGGUAUUUAUGGUAAAGUUGGAUUUGGGGCUUCAUGGCGGCGACUGGAUGGUUUAGGGGGAUCCUGUUUGAGUUAAUCUCAAAGUAUCGAGUAAGUCUGGGAUAAGUCACUUAUCAACCCCUCCCCUUUUCCUUUCAUUCCGUUUUUCUUCUGCCCUUGCUGUUAUUGUCUUCACGCGUGGCAUUUCCCCCCAAGUCUAUCUACUUGUGGAUUUACCCCGAUGCGCCCUGCCCUUACCACACUGAAUCCCAUUGUAAUACGUACCCUUUGUUUUUGUUUUGUUUUGUUUUUUCCUGUUAUCCUUCCUUGUUAUUUUUCGUCGGUGAGAUUAUUUUUCUACCUUCCACAGCAGACAAUUUAGUAGUAAAGCAUGUUAACCUGGGAGCCUUUGCUACUAUAUGCCCGGCGAUUGGGUUUGUUUCAUUUCUCCUUCAUACGGCAAAGGCCAAUUGAAAAUGUAACUACCUCUGUUUCCUUUGCGGCCCUUUCAUUCUUACAGGUAUCUGGUGGGGUUUCUGGAGCAUGGGUAGUAGAAAGGUUCAAACCGUGGAAUUGUUAGCUAGAUACUCUUAUCAAAUCGUUUUCCUGCCUUGGUACGUAUUACAAGUGUGGGGAAUGGCCUACGAUAUCGCGACCAACUGUCGUUCCCAGUCACUCGUUUUUCUCGAGUAGUCUAAAUGCUUGCCAUGGGCCAGGCCGGCCCGUGGGCUUUUCUUAGUUUGUAAAUUUGUGCCCUAAGGUGAAAACAACAAUGGUGAAUAUUA
This is a messenger RNA of Tuber melanosporum (Perigord truffle), 4508 nucleotides long. RefSeq lists its product as uncharacterized. Bases 484 to 3348 code for a protein of 954 amino acids. The record is from RefSeq and is a predicted model, not a curated record. Lineage: Eukaryota; Fungi; Ascomycota; Pezizomycetes; Pezizales; Tuberaceae. The transcript has 4 exons.